Messenger RNA from Anoplopoma fimbria (sablefish), 3057 nucleotides. RefSeq names its product hydroxysteroid (11-beta) dehydrogenase 2 (gene hsd11b2). The transcript is spliced from 5 exons. Lineage: Eukaryota; Metazoa; Chordata; Actinopteri; Perciformes; Anoplopomatidae. Gene Ontology annotation, molecular function: oxidoreductase activity. Bases 86 to 1327 code for a protein of 413 amino acids. The record is from RefSeq and is a predicted model, not a curated record.
UUUAUCCUCCUGUGUUGCAAUCUGAAUCAGUCAGACAGUCAGUCAGACAGUCAGACAGACAGGUAAACCAGGUGUCCUUCUCCUGAUGAUGGACGACUACACCCUCCCCUUCUGGAUCUACUUGGGCGUCCUCACCGUGUUCGUGGGCGGGGUCAUGAAGAGGAUUCUGGCAUCCCACCUGGGCGCCGCCCCCCUGGUGGCGUGGUUGGGCGCCACCGUGCUGGUGGAGCGUCUGUGGGCGUUCUGUCUACCGGCGGUGCUGCUGCUGCUGCUGUUGGGCCUCGCAUGCUGCCUGUACGCCGCUGCCAGGACAGGACCGCCGCCCGCCGCCCUGCCCGCCCACGGGAAGGCCGUCCUCAUCACAGGAUGUGACUCUGGUUUCGGGAAUGCCACGGUGAAGCGUCUGGACGCUCUGGGCUUCGAGGUGUUCGCCACGGUGUUGGACAUGUCAGGAGGUGGAGCCAGGGAGCUGCAGAGGAGCUGCUCCGCCCGCCUCACCCUCCUCCAGGUGGACAUCACCCAGCCUCAGCAGGUCCAGCAGGCGCUGAUGGACACCAAGACCAAACUGGGCCCCAGAGGUCUGUGGGGUUUGGUGAACAACGCCGGAGUGUGUGUGAACUUCGGAGACGUCGAGCUGUCGCUGAUGUCUAACUUCCACGGCUGCAUGGACGUCAACUUCUUCGGCACGCUGAGCGUCACAAAGAGCUUCCUGCCACUGCUGCGACAGGCCAAAGGACGCAUCAUCACCAUCUCCAGCCCCGCCGGUGAUCAGCCGUUUCCCUGCCUGGCAGCGUACGGAGCGUCUAAAGCAGCUCUCAACCUUCUGAUCAACACUCUGAGACACGAGCUGGAGCCCUGGGGGGUCCAAGUGUCCACCAUCCUGCCCUCCUCCUUCAAGACAGGUCAGUCCAGUAACCAGGCCUACUGGGAGCUGCAGUACAAACAGCUGCUGCAGAGUCUGUCUCCGGAGCUGCUGGAGGACUACGGCGAGGACUACGUGACGGAGACCAAGGAGCUGUUCCAGAGCUACGCCGGCCAGGCCAACUCCGACCUCAGCCCCGUCACCGACACCAUCGUCCAGGCGCUGCUGUCGCCGAAGCCUCAGGUGCGUUACUUUGCGGGUCCCGGCGUCGGCCUCAUGUACUUCAUCCACAGCUACUGCCCCUUCAGCAUCAGCAACCGCUUCCUCCAGAACCUGUUCCUGAAGAAGAAGCUGAUGCCGCGCGCCCUGAGGAUGCAGUCAGACUUCGACCUGAACCUGAGCCUCCACAACAACAACAACAACAACAACAACGACGACAACAACGAGGAGGAGAAGCUCAAGUAGCUGAGAGACAGUGGGAGGAGCCUUCUGUCACAUAGAGCUGUCCUUUUCUUUGUGCUGUUUCUAAACUGUUGAAGGGAUCAUAGUGAUGCACCAAAAUGGUUUCUCUUUGUUUCUGUAUUGUGUGGGGCCCCCUGUGGACACACCUGGAGGUCAAGGGGGCGGGGCCUGGUAGAGGUAAACAGUGCUGCCACACCUCUGGUCAGAGAACUCUUCACCUCCGUCAGCUGUUCUGACGCCACGCUGACUUCAUGUGCCUUCAUCACACAGAGAAAAGAAAGAUGGCGGAUCAGCAGAACCAAUCAAACGCUACAAAACUAGAUGCUGUGAAGGUCGAUCAGUCAUUGUAAACACUUGUGUCUUUUCUACAACAAAAAGGAUCAGAAGAAGAAAAACCUGAUGUCAACGUUCAGCAUCAGAGCUGAAAACAACGUGAGGAGAAACGAUGUUUUUCUUUAAGCAACAAGACACGAGAUGUUCAGGACCAACGACUUCAGAUCAAUACAAAUAUGGAGUUAAAUUGAUUAAGAACAUGGAUUCAAUCAGGAAUAAAUCAGGAUUUAGUCAAGAUUCAACAGUAUACGAUCAGGAUUAAAUCAAUUUUAAUCAGAAUUUAAUUAGGUUUCAAUCAAGAUAUGAUCAGGUUUUAAUCAGGAUUAGAUCACAAUUAAAUCAGGAUUCAGUCUGGAUUCUCUCAGAAUUCAAUCCGGAUUAGAUGAGGAUUAAAUCAGGAAUCAAAUCAGGAAUUAAUCAGGAUUAGAUCAGGAUUUCCUGCCCAUUUAACAGAUUGAAGAACUCAAUCAAAAGCAGUGAUAGAUAAAUUGAUUGAUUCAUUGUUAAUAAAGACUCCAUCUAUUCCUUAACACAUGAACUCUGAGUCUUGUUGAGAUAUCUGGACUUUCUAAACUGAGAACUAGCUCCGCCCGUGUGGGACGUCAGGACCCUUGAAAUGAGCGCACUCAGUACAACGAGCUGCUGAAGUGACGCAAUCAGAUUUAAUAUUUCUGACCUCUGAACACAUUUAAAUAACAACAUAUUUAAAGAACAUAUUGCAUAUAUGUACACUCUGAGUCUGUUUGGUUUCUGCUUCAGAGCGACAGGAACAACAAUCCUUUCAAAACAAAAGUACAUUUCUAAUCCGUAUUUUCUUGAAUGUUUUAUUGUCACGACCAAAAUAUAUCAAGUUUAUUGUUUGAUUUUCAGAAGAUCACAAUGACUUUCAGACUUCUGACCUUCAAAAUAAAAGCACAAACGUGUAAAAUAGUUCCAAACACUAAAUAAACAAUAAACAUGAGACUCUGUUGAUGAAUCUGGAUUCAAGUGAAGCAGAUAAUCCAGUUGUAUUUUGGUUUGGUGAAACAUAUUUCUAAUAGUCUCCAUGUUUCUGUUAUUAAAUAAUGUCCACAGUCUAAUCGUUUAUAAACAGCGAGUUCAUCUUCAUAUUCAGCAUCGUCGAAUGUUACGUCAUCUUGUUUAUUUAUGAUUCAAUAUUUGAACAUAAUUGAAUCAUGUUAUUUUCCCAGCUGUGAUGAAUCCAACAACUUGGUGAAGUUAAGAGUCAUAAACACACAACAACGUUAGAAAUAUCUUUGAAUAUAUUUGCACUUGUAUGCACACGUUCAGUGAGUGUGUUGUGUUUGUGAUUCACUUCCUCCAACAUUAUUAUUAUCGAUUGUUAUUCUGCCCACGUUUACUUUGGAAUCAAGCUUUUUAUGGCGUCUUUUCUUUUAUCA